GCAGAUAGUGGAACAUUUAAAACAGUCGAGCUAAGUUUGCCUCCUCGCUCCGCACCGGCUGCAGAAGUGUACCGUCCAGUUUGCACCGGGACUUGUGCACGGACUUUAUAACGUGAACUUGGCAAAAUGAGACUUCAGCGCGUGCUUUUGUUUUUAGCUUUAUCUGUCUGCCCACUUUUCUCUCUGACUAACUGUGAAGAGCAGCGAGUCCCCGAAGAGAAACUUCUCAUCGUGACAGUUGCAACCCAAGACACUGAAGGCUUCAAGCGUUUCUUGGUGUCGGCUAAACAUUUUAACUACACUGUCAAGGUUCUUGGUCGGCGUGAAAAAUGGAGAGCAGGCGACUACAUGUCGGCUACAGGAGGGGGCCAGAAGGUACGACUGCUGAAAGAGGCUCUGCAGGAAAUGAAGAAUGAAGACACAAUCAUCCUUUUUACUGACAGCUACGACGUGGUCUUCUCCUCGGGUCCCAAAGAGCUGCUCAAGAAGUUCCAGCAGGCCAAACACAAGGUGGUGUUCUCCUCCGAGAGCCUGAUCUGGCCCGACAGACACCUGGAGGACAAACACCCCCACGUCACCGAGGGCAACCGGUUCCUAGGCUCAGGAGGUUUCAUUGGCUACCUUCCUAGCAUCAGAGAGAUGGCUGCUGACUGGAAGGGAGAGGACAGUGACAGUGACCAGCUGUUCUUCACCAACAUCUACAUCGAUCCUGUGAAAAGGAAAUCCAUAAAUAUCACAGUGGACAACAAAUGCAGAAUGUUCCAGAACCUCCAUGGAGCCCUCGAUGAGGUGGUGCUGAAGUUUGAGGAUGGACGUGUACGUGCCAGGAAUGUUCUGUAUGACACCCUGCCUGUGGUCGUCCAUGGGAACGGACCAACCAAGCUCCAGAUCAACUACCUGGGGAACUACAUCCCCAACAUAUGGACGUUUGAGACAGGAUGCACAGCGUGUAAUGAGGGGCUCCUCCCACUGGAAGAUCUUCAGGAGAGCGAGUACCCACUGGUGCUUAUCGGCAUCUUCAUUCAGAAGCCCACCCCUUUUGUUACGGUGUUCUUUGAACGCCUCCUGAAGCUCCAGUACCCCAAGAACAGACUGAAACUCUUCAUCCACAACCAGGAAGCUCAUCAUGAGAGUCAGGUCAGCCUUUUCCUGAAGGAUCAUGGGAGCCUUUAUCAGGAUGUCAGGGUGAGCGGGCCUGAGGAGGAGAUGGACACUGCUGCCUCCCGCAACCUGGCCAUCGAUGUGUGCCGGAAAGACGAGGGCUGUGACUAUUUCUUCACCUUGGACAUUGAAGUGGUCUUAAAGAACAAAAACACACUCAAAAUUCUCAUUGAACAAAACCUUCCCUUUGUGGCCCCGAUGAUAACUCGCGCUGGCCGACUGUGGAGCAACUUCUGGGGGGCCCUCAGUGCAGAAGGCUACUACGCCAGGUCUGAGGACUACGUGGACAUAGUGCAAGGACGCAGAGUGGGUGUGUGGAAUGUCCCGUAUGUGUCCAGUGUGUACCUGGUGAAGGCCAGUCUGCUCCGGUCUGAGCUCACUGAGUUCGAUCUGUUCAACUCAGACAUCUUAGACCCCGACAUGGCCUUCUGCCACAACAUCCGCAAGCAGGGAGUCUUCAUGUUUGUGACCAACAUGCAGACUUUUGGUCGCAUCGUGUCAACAGAGACCUACCAGACCAGCCAUCUCCAUAACGACCUGUGGCAGAUCUUUGAAAACCCAGUGGACUGGCAGGAGCGCUACAUCCAUGAGAACUACACCUACAUCAUGAGAGACAAGCUGAUCGAGACUCCCUGUCCCGAUGUGUACUGGUUCCCUAUUUUCUCCGAUGUCGCCUGUGAUCACAUUGUUGAAGAAAUGGAGCAUUUUGGGAAGUGGUCAGGAGGAGGCAAUACGGACGUCAGAAUCCAGGGCGGCUAUGAGAACGUGCCGACGAUAGAUAUCCACAUGAACCAAAUCAACUUUGAAAAGGAGUGGCACAAAUUACUGCUGGAGUACAUCGCACCGAUCACAGAGAAGAUGUAUCCUGGGUACUACACCAAGUGCGCCACCCCUCUGAACUUCGUGGUGAGGUACAAACCUGAUGAGCAGCCGCUGCUUGCGCCUCACCACGACGCCUCCACGUUCACUGUUAACAUAGCUCUGAACAGCAAGGAAGUAGACUACCAGGGUGGAGGCUGCCGGUUCCUCCGCUACGACUGCUCCAUCGAGGCCACUCGUAAAGGCUGGACCCUUUUGCACCCGGGCCGCCUCACGCACUACCACGAAGGCCUGCCCACCACUUGGGGGGUGCGCUACAUCGCUGUGUCCUUUGUAGACCCCUGAACACAUCACCGGCUCUAAAGCCAACAGGACACUCUGCUGACCGCAUCCGAACGCAUCACGACUCUCCACACCUUCGCUCUUCUCUUUCGCUUGUUCUCAUGUUAAAAAUAAUGUUGUUUCUCUGUCACUCCAAGACUCUCAUACAAUGAGCUAUUAGCCACAGCAUCAGCGCUCUGUGAUGAAAACACAGCUGCAUAAUGAACCAGAGCAUGUUAGCGCCACAUCAGAGGAGAACUGGCUCCACAGUAACACUUCACCAAAGCUUCUCAGAUGUAAUAUUAGCAGGAGUGAUGUCACAGCAGCAGAACCUGCACGGGGUCAGCGAGGCAUCGGGGGGCCGGCUCCCCAGGUGGAAGCUUUAAAAAUAGACAUUUAUGGUCAUUUAAAGUGCUUACAUUUCUAUGUCUCCCGCAAUUGUGUCAACACUCCACCUGCCUUGAGAAACUGCCUUGUUAUGGUGUUUUGGGUCCUUGAAUUUAAGGGAAUUGGAGCCUGGAAAUUCCUGGAAUGAGAUGUUGAAAAAUGUGAAAGAAAGGAUGAUAAAAUAUAGUCCUCUUGUGAGUUAGUAAACAGUGAUCUUACAGCGUCGUGUAGCCUGCUGUAGGGUACAUGAUCCAGGAUAGUCACUGAGUUUAGUAUCAUCAUUCACCUGAAAAUGAGAUUACAUGUGAUUUAUAAAAUGUUAAACCAAAGACAGCUAAGAAUUAACAAUGUUCAGCCAGAUGUUAUCAGGAAGUAGCUCCUAUGCUAACAUGCAGCGGGAACACCUGAUCAGAAACGUCUCGCACUCCAACCUCUCACCUCAUCUCACCAGCUUUAUUCUCCUAAGUAGACGUGUGUUACUUUAGUCCCAGUUCUGAACUCGUGUGUGUGUGUGUGUGUGUUAGAAGCUACUGUUGUAGUGUGUUUGUUCAGACCCCAUCACAUGGACUCCUCAGGAAACCACCAGCUCCAAUUCUUUACCAACGCUUGUGGAAAAUAUUGUUACAUUUACACUAACUGUCCCAUUCUGUGUUGCUAAAGUAGUUCUUUAUUAACUUUUUCAACAGAGACACUUCCAAAUCCUGCUAAGGCUCUCUUAUUUAUUUUGUGUAUAUAUUAUUUGAUAAAGGCCACACUCCCUAAAUUGUUUUGCAAUAUAACUGCAUUUUGGGAGAGAUACUGAAGUCCUUCUCUGGUGCACUCACUGAUAUCAGCUGAGUUAAAGUGUUACAUCUCUCUCUGCUUCUUCUCUGCUCCCUGUCUGGAGGUGAAUGCUGGAGCAGGAGCACCUGACGCUCUCCCUCCUGAACAGGAGCUGCCGGGCGUCUAAAGGAGGCGUUCCCUGGCAGAGCUUGCAUGACUCCUCUCUGGACUCCUCUCUGGACUCCUCUCUGGACUCCUCUCUGUCUGUGUCUUUCAGGCUCAGUUUGAGUCGGCCUUUGUAGUUAGAUAUAAGCCAGCCUACAGAACAGUACAGCUCACAGAGAAGAGACAACAUCUGAUCCUUUACAACAGACACUGUAUGAUCUUUUUAGGUUUUUAUCAGCAUUGUAAUACCCAAUUUGAAGAAAUGUAACAGUAAUCUGAUUAGGUUUUAUUUGAUGUACCUGUAAGAGAUUACAGUUACCUUUUGAAUUAGUAUAAAUGUCAUUUCUUGUUACCAGCCAUCACUGAGCUAAGACAACAACUUGAAUAAAUCUGUGAACCAAAC
Trematomus bernacchii (emerald rockcod) is the source of this 4018-nucleotide messenger RNA. It is a transcript of the gene plod1a, whose product is annotated as procollagen-lysine, 2-oxoglutarate 5-dioxygenase 1a. The record is from RefSeq and is a predicted model, not a curated record. Gene Ontology annotation, cellular component: endoplasmic reticulum. Bases 127 to 2325 code for a protein of 732 amino acids. Gene Ontology annotation, molecular function: procollagen-lysine 5-dioxygenase activity; iron ion binding; L-ascorbic acid binding. The transcript has 19 exons. Lineage: Eukaryota; Metazoa; Chordata; Actinopteri; Perciformes; Nototheniidae. Gene Ontology annotation, biological process: peptidyl-lysine hydroxylation.